Messenger RNA from Manis javanica (Malayan pangolin), 2312 nucleotides. Lineage: Eukaryota; Metazoa; Chordata; Mammalia; Pholidota; Manidae. The record is from RefSeq and is a predicted model, not a curated record.
GUGUGUGUGUGUGUGUGUACUAGGAAUAGAAAUCCAUGAGACACUGCAGUGGGUGGAGCUGGGGCUGUGGGUGCCCCUACAAGACUCUGAAGGGGCUGGUCUCCAACUCCUCUCUGGCCCCUUGAAGGCCACUCACCCAGUAGAUACCCCAUGGCUCUCAGGGCCUAGAGUGGAGGUCCCCAGAGCUGGGAGGCAUGGCUUGCAGGAGGGCAAAUUUCCUGAGGGCUGGGGGCGGAAGGGAGGGCUGGUGCUACUCCAGGCAUCUGGAGUAGGAUCUUGAGGGGAGCCAGGAGGGUGCUCAGCCAGAGCAAGGUCGCCUAUGGUCUGUACCGGAGGCCCCUCCUUUUCCAUGUCCAUCCCACAGGCAGGGGCAGAACCUGGGUGGGGGAGGUCCUGGAGGGGGCUGCCCCUUCUUGGGAAGGUAGUGAGCUCUCCGCAGGUCCCGUCCGCGCCCGGGUUGAGCUCUGACCCCGGCUCGCAGGUCGCCUCCCCUGCCCCUAUGACCAACAUGAGCUGGAGCUUCCUGACGCGGCUGCUGGAGGAAAUCCACAACCACUCCACGUUCGUGGGCAAGGUGUGGCUCACAGUGCUGGUGGUCUUCCGCAUCGUGCUUACAGCCGUGGGCGGAGAGUCCAUCUACUCGGACGAGCAAACCAAGUUCAUGUGCAACACGCGGCAGCCCGGCUGUGACAACGUGUGUUACGACGCCUUUGCGCCCCUGUCCCACGUGCGCUUCUGGGUCUUCCAGAUCGUGGUCAUCUCCACGCCCUCUGUCAUGUACCUGGGCUAUGCCGUGCACCGACUUGCCCGCGCCUCGCAAGACGAGCGCCGCCGCGCACCCCGUCGCCGCCCCGGCCGCCGUGCGCCCCUACCUCUGGCCCCGCCGCCGCAUCCCGGCUGGCCCGACGCCGCCGGCCUGGGCGAGGAGGAGCCCAUGCUGGGCCUGGGCGAGGAUGAUGAGGAACCAGGGCCGGCCGAGGGCCUGGGCGAGGAGGACGAGGCCGAGGACGCGGUCAAGGACGUCAAGGCAGCCGGAACCCUGGGCCCCGCCGGCCAGCACGACGGGCGGAGGCGCAUCCAGCGCGAGGGCCUAAUGCGUGUCUACGUGGCACAGCUGGUGGCGCGGGCCGCUUUCGAGGUGGCCUUCCUAGUAGGUCAGUACCUGCUGUACGGCUUCGAAGUGCCACCCUUCUUUCCAUGCAGCCGCCAGCCCUGCCCGCACGUGGUUGACUGCUUCGUGUCGCGGCCCACCGAGAAGACUGUUUUCCUGCUGGUCAUGUACGUGGUCAGCUGCCUCUGCCUGCUGCUUAACCUCUGCGAGAUGGCGCACCUGGGCCUGGGCAGCGCUCAGGACGCCGUGCGCUGCCGCCGGGUGCCGCCCUCCGCUUCCGGCCCAGUGCUUCGCUCACCGCCCUGCGCGCUGCCGGCCGCGCCGGCCAGCCUGGCCUGCCCGCCAGACUACAGUCUCGUGGUGCGCGCAGCCGAGCGCGCGCGCGCCCACGACCAGGACCUAGCCAGCCUGGCGCUGCAGGCUCUGCGGAACGGGCACGCGCUCGGGGACCGCGACAGCCCGCUCUGUCCAGGUCUCCCAGAGGCCGCCCGGGGGCCCCCGCACGCCGGUGCUCCCGCCUCUGGGUCGGGCAGCGCCACGUCUGGGGGCACCGGCGGGGGCCAGGGUCGGCCAGGCGUCAAGCCCAGGGCGGGCUCGGAGAAGGGCAGUGCCAGCAGCAGGGAGGGGAAGACGACCGUGUGGAUCUGAGGUCCGCCGCGCUGCUCGCCGUCCUCCCUCAACACUUAGGCUCAGGGUGGGGGUCGGGGGGAGGCUGGGGUCUGGACGCGCUAGGGCGCAGAGAGCAGCCCGCCUGCUCCAGCUCUUCUUCUCCCUUUCCCUUCUCCUCCGGGGAGGGGCGGGACAGGGAAGGGCACCACCUGAGGGCCCACGCUGUCCAGGGUAGGAUGUAGAAGAGGGGCCUGGGAACAAGGAAGGGUCGCCAGCCCGGAUUCUGAACCCCGCGGGGUGGGCACGCCUGUGGCUGGGGCUGCUCCGAGUUCCAGCCCCUCAUGGACUUGGGCAGAGGCCAGGGACUUGGGGUGGGCGGGGCCACGCCCCCUCAAGGCUCUGUGCGGGCUUGGCGCGGCCCCGUUGCUCUGGGACGUACUUGAAGUUCUGCAAAGGUGUCGGCCCACCCUGAAGGAUUUGGCCUUGUCCUUGCUGGGAACCGGCCCGGAGGCCUCUCUGGGCUCCUGCCUCCUCCCCAAUUCAGGCACAGCCUCAAAAGCAAAGGGAGUAAAAUAAAGCAAAUUUCUUUACA